Molecule: messenger RNA, 2971 nt
Organism: Fusarium vanettenii 77-13-4
Lineage: Eukaryota; Fungi; Ascomycota; Sordariomycetes; Hypocreales; Nectriaceae
Exons: 12
Coding region: 188-2971 (927 amino acids)
Biological process (GO): peptidyl-threonine phosphorylation; peptidyl-serine phosphorylation
Molecular function (GO): protein serine/threonine kinase activity; ATP binding; acyltransferase activity, transferring groups other than amino-acyl groups
Source: RefSeq, a predicted model, not a curated record
AUGAGUCCGCGACCAACCUGCAUGCUUCAUCUGCAGUUCUCAUUUGCCCUCAUCAGCCACCUCACCGACAGCGCCCAGCACGAGAACCCCACUCAUGUGCGGCAAGUGGCUGAUGGUGCGCAAAGAGGCAAAAAGGCAAAGAGGCAACCACAAAAUGCAACUUCAAAUCACCUGAAGCAUUCACCAGAUGGACGCCAACGAUACAGCUGUGGCCAAAGUGCCCCCUUUGGUAGGUCACGGAAGUGAAAGUGCCGCAAGCGCGGAGUCCAAGAAACCCAUGGCUUCCUCGGGUCCUCGUUCAUCUUUGGCGCAUUCCCUGGGGGAGAGCCAAACUCAAGAGGCCAAUUACAUUCCGGAAAUGAUCAUCCCAUGCACCUUUGUAGAACUGUCCAACUCUGCAGAACUGUUCACCUCUGCAGAACUGUUCAACUCUGGCGCCUACAGCAAAGUCUACCGAGUCGGUAUUCAUGAGGAUUACUGGGAUGACUGGUUCACCUCGAGUGCUACACAACGCCCCGAAUAUUACGCCGUCAAGAAGUUGCACAGCAAAGAUGAGGCGGCUUUUGUUCGCGAAGUCUCGGUGCUCCAGGAGCUCAACGAGUUUGCGCAUCCUCACAUCGUCCCGCUCCUCUCGUCCUUCAAGCUUGGCGACGAGCCCCAUCUCAUGUUCCCUUGGGCAGACUGCGAUCUGAGCAUGUUCUGGCGCCUGAAUGCGAACCCAGAGCCUUCCGUCACUACAGUGCGAUGGAUGUUGAAGCAGCUCACGGGCCUUGCGGAUGGCCUAUCUCUUCUACAUGGGUUCGAAAAAGGCAGAAAGGACCGACGAUGGGAUGGCCGGCAUGGAGACAUCAAACCGUCCAACAUACUCGUCUUCCCACAGCCCUCGGACACAGCUAAGGACUCUAUAGACAGGUAUGCCCUGAAGCUCUGCGAUUUCGGCCUGUCGUCCUUUCACAGGCGAGGAGUGGCGGAUGCAACCCCCAGAGAUCCAGAACUUUCACCCAAGCACACACCAGUCUACAGAGCGCCAGAGUUUGACUUGAAGCCUUGCGUCGUUGGGGAGUCUGCUGAUAUUUGGAGUCUUGGCUGCGUCUUCUUGGAGGCAGCCUCAUGGCUUGUCGCGGGUGCCAAUGGGCUCCAAUGCCUCGCCUAUUGCCGGGAAGAUUCAGGAUCCAGCGCGCCGAGUCAUGAUGCGUUCUUCAGCAUGAGUUCUCUUACGGAUGGCAACUGGGACAGUCAGCCUACUCUAAAGGCUCAAGUUUGUGACAUGCUCGUUGUCGAAAGCAGUAAUCCUCCGCGGCAGAGAUCAUCGUCUCAGGAAGUGUGUGAGGCACUUGUUCGGCUACUCGAAAAGCUUGGAGCCGACGAGAACUAUGCCUCGCCUCGCUGCGCGAACUGCGCCCAUCAUCCUGAAGACUAUAUCGGGCGCCCUGGUGAUAAUCAGUGUCCAACACACGGAGAUGUGCUGAAAAUGGCACCUUCGAAGCGGAGCCACGACGGCAAGAGAAAGCGACAAGAGACGUACGCACCGGACGAUAAGGAGAAGAGCGCAGCAUUUGCGCAACCGCAGCGCUUGCUUGCGUGCCCAUUCUACAAAGCAGGAAUGCCCAUGGGGCGGGCAUGCAUGGGACCUGGCUGGGAGUCAGCCCAUCGGAUGAAGGAGCAUCUGCUUCGCCCCCAUACUCCGAAGAGCUUUAGGGACCCUUCGGGCUGCCCUCGAUGUCUUGAGGGUUUUAAGACGAAAGAACUGCUGGCACAGCAUUUGCGCCAAGAACCGCAGUGCCUCAUCAAGGCGCCGGAGAUCAUCGCUGGACAAUUGACGCUUGAGCAAGCGGCAAACUUACGAUCGACUAGGAAGAAGUCGGACAUGAGCGAGGAAGACAGGUGGUUUGAGAUAUACCAGAUCCUAUUUCCCGGUCAUGAUCUGAGCACGAUGAAUCUGACUCCAUACCACGAGAUGACUGUGUCAUCCGUUGAUACUCUCAGCACGCAGAGCUCGACUGUGGCUGAGAUCAGAACCUACUACCAGCAGUCGCUUCAGGAGAAGAUGCAGAAGAUGGAAGCUGAGUUCAGGGCCAUGGGAUUUGACCCGGAGACGUCCAAGACCCUGGCGGCCAAGUUCCACCAGGAUCAGCUCAAAUCACUCCAGGAGUUCGAGGACAACAAGCUCAAGGUAACCUACGACAUUGGUGUGGGCGGCAGCGACUCCAAGGCGCACGCGACUCCGGGCAGACUCAUCGAUCCCGCUGGGGCGUUCGAUUUCGACCCAUAUUUUGGGGUGCCUGGGGGAAGCGGGGAGGACGAACUGGACUUCAUGCUGCCCUUCAAGAUGACUCAGAGAACUGAAAAGCUCCUCCUGUACCUUGUUAAGAUAGAAAUAGAGAGCAUUGUUCGCCAUGGCAUGAACGACCCGACUGCAACUGUAAUUGUUGCUGUCCUUGAGGAGGGAGACCAAUGUUGGAGCGGAAAGCCUGACAUUGUUGGCUUUUGUAUCUGGUUUGGAGAGAAUGGCGACGAGGAGACUGAUAAGGACGAGGGCAUUGAGAAAAAGGCCUUGCUAUCGAGAAUAAAAACCUUCAUCUCUGGUUCUGAAGUUUUUCAAUACGCAUCCGACCUAAUAGAUCCACUGGUAUCAGCCCAGAAUGCCGCCAUCAUGGCUCGCACAUGCCGCCUCCCAUCCUCAAAUCAUUACUUUUGCGACAGAAUCGACAGCCUACCUCAGUACGGGAUCAUGGACAUUGCCGUGCACCCCGACUUUCAGUGUCGCGGCGUCGCGCGAAGGCUUGUCGAGUGGGGGAUCAACAAGGCCAAGGAGGAAGCCGUACCCAUCGAGCUCUCUGCUACGCCCGAGGGGUCGGGACUGUACGCCAAGCUGGGUUUUAAGAAGGUUGGCGUUUGGAGAUGGAGGCCGGGUAUGGAAGGGAGUGAUGGUAAGGGUGGAUGGGAUAUCAUGAGGUGGCAGCCAGAAUAG